Molecule: messenger RNA, 1050 nt
Organism: Acanthamoeba castellanii str. Neff
Lineage: Eukaryota; Discosea; Longamoebia; Acanthamoebidae
Product: glutaminylpeptide cyclotransferase, putative
Exons: 11
Molecular function (GO): zinc ion binding; glutaminyl-peptide cyclotransferase activity
Source: RefSeq, a predicted model, not a curated record
AUGAAAAGGGCGGCCCACGCACUUUCGCUCGCAGCCGGCGUCUUGCUGCUCAUACUGGUUGUGGUCGAAGGCGAGCUGCCACCCCGCCUGCCCGGCCGCAUCGCUAAGCGGUUAACUGAGCUCACCGACCCGGAGGCUCUCUGGCGCGACACGGAGCGCAUCGCCAUCGUGCGUCCGGCCGACACGCCGGGCAACGCCGCCGUGCGCGAGUACAUCGUCUCCCAGUUCACCUCUGGAGGGCUGGCCCAGCCGUGGAACGUGGAGAUUGACGAGUUCAGGAGCGCCACGCCCUACGGGGAGAAGACGUUCCGUAACAUCAUCGUCACGUGGAACUGCGACGCGCCGGAGCGGGUGGUCCUGGCUGCCCACUACGACUCCAAAUACUUCCCCGAGCCGCGCAACUUUGUGGCGGCGACGGACUCGGCAGCGCCCUGCGCUCUGCUGCUCGACAUCGCGCGCUCGCUCGACGCCCACCUCUCCUGCCCCACCUCCACCAACCUGGGUCUGCAGCUGGUGUUCUUUGACGGGGAGGAGGCGUUCCGCCAUUGGACCCCCACGGACUCCAUCUAUGGCGCACGCCACCUGGCCGCCAAGUGGGCCGCCGAGGACAAGCUCGCCUCCAUCUCGGUGUUCGUGCUGCUGGACCUGAUUGGCGCGGCCAACCCCAAGUUCCAAUCUUUCUGGACUGAGACCGACGAGUACUACGGGCGGUUGCGGACCAUCGAGAAUUCGCUGAAGCGCACCCUCAACGGGACGAGGAACUACUUCCAGUCCAGGUCGAUCUCGUACAGCGGCAUCGAGGACGACCACAUACCCUUCCUCCAGCGCGGGGUCAAGAUCCUCCACCUCAUCUGCAACCCCUUCCCCCGGGUGUGGCACACGGACUACGACAACCUCGACGCCAUUCACCUCCCCACCCUCUCCGACAUCUCCACGAUCAUGCGAGUCUUUGUGGCCGAGCUCAUGGGCGUGCGCGAUGAGGGUAACGCCGACGGGAGAAGAGCAGCUCCCCUUCCCCUUCUCCCGUGCUCCCCGACCACUCAGAGCUGU